Molecule: messenger RNA, 5694 nt
Organism: Tachysurus fulvidraco (yellow catfish)
Lineage: Eukaryota; Metazoa; Chordata; Actinopteri; Siluriformes; Bagridae
Product: nck-associated protein 5-like
Exons: 12
Coding region: 339-4385 (1348 amino acids)
Biological process (GO): microtubule depolymerization; microtubule bundle formation
Cellular component (GO): microtubule plus-end
Source: RefSeq, a predicted model, not a curated record
AAUGGCAGAUGAGCAGAUGAUGCUCUCAGUCUUUCAUCACUGCUGAUUUGAAUCACACACACACACACACACACACACACACACACACACACACACACACACACACACACACACGCUGCAGCUGCUGCAUGGCUUGUUUCUGGGUUAUGGACACGCGAGUGUGUGUUUAUUUUUUUAUUGGCGAGAGACAGCAAGAGAGAACGAGUGUGGCAUUCUGGGAAGGAGUGAGAGGAAAUGAGAGAGAGAGAAGGAUGAUGGAGGGAUAGAAGACGAAGAGAGACGCAAAACAAAUACGAUUUUAAUCGAGGUGAGAAGGGAGAAGUCCCCUGUAGGUGAAGAUGUCAGGCAUGUCAGAGCUGAGAGAGUGUGAUGAGGCAAGUGAUUCAGUAGAGGGCGACACUGACAUACUCUUGGAGGAAGAAGAGGAAGAAGAUGAAGACGAGGAAGACGAGUCAGCAAGCAAUAAAGAGCUAGUAGAGAGACUCAGAGAGUUGGAGGCGGAGAACACAUCACUGUCUCUGGCAAACGAGAGUCAGAGAGAGGCGUAUGAGCGAUGUUUAGAUGAGGUGGCAAAUCAUGUAGUGCAGGCUCUGCUGAACCAGAAGGACCUGAGGGAGGAGUGUAUAAAGCUGAAGAUGCGUGUGUUUGAUCUGGAGCGACAGAACCAAACUCUGACUGACUUCCUCACACAUAAGCUGCACUUUUCCUCCUCACCUUUACACCAGCUGUCGUCAGUAUCGUGUGCAGAUCACAGAUCAGAUGCAUCGCUGCUCGUCAGUGAGACCCCAGACCCCGUGGCCUCUCAGGGCAAAGUGACGGACAGUGAUGAAUGCACACAAAACACACCUGAGAACUCAACUCAAGCUUCAGCGUCCUCCAUGGAAGCUAUGUCUCCAUUCCUCAAGAAGAAAGCACACAUCCUGGAGGUUCUUCGUAAGCUUGAGGAAUCAGAUCCCCUGAAGUUUCAUCCAUCAGCUUGCUAUCAUCAUCAUCAUCAUCAUCAUCAUCCUCACAGGCAGUCACUUUUAGCAGGAGAAGUGAGUAGCAUGCUGAACCCGAGUCCACAUCAGCACCAGUGUAGACAGUCUAGUUCAGAUUCUGAUCUUCAUGAACACACUCAUGGUAUUGGUGAGGGACAAAAGGACAGUUGUGCAUCAAUAAACUUUGGAGGUUGCCCAUCUUGCCACAUCCUGCAACAGAGAUCAAGCCUGGAGUUGCUUAAGGUUAAUCAAGGACUAAGUGUGCCAUCAGGUUCUGGUAUAGAUGAAAAGAAGGAACAGAUGUGUUCAGAAGAACGUGGUGCUUCAGGACAGAUUACCGAAAAAGCACUAGGUCCAGACAAGACCAAUCAGCCUAGCUCAGAAGACCCAAAGAUUAAGUGCAACAAAAGACAAUCAAGCAAGGUAUCACCUUCAAAGUCAAAAGGUACUAAUAAUCAUCACAACGAUAAGAAAUCUGAAACUAUUUCAUCACCAAAGGGGGGGAGACCGAAGGAGACCCUCAGAGUUGCCACACCAUCUGAAAUACAACAGCCUGAGAUCUGCAAUGGAAUCUCCAAGAAAACAUCAGUUGGAUCAUAUUCUUCAGCCUCACUGCCAGAGAGAAGUACAGCAGCAUUUUCACAGCAGCCAACUGCUGAAAAAAAGCCUAGACAAAGUCCAGUGUCAUUGUGUGGUGAGUCUAAACCGUCAACAUCGAUGCUCCUGAAGUUGCUCAGGAUACCUUCAGCAUCUGAGAACAUGGCAUCACGUUUGAGUCCUCAACUGACACGAAAUUCAAAAAUCCCUUGCAGGAAUAACUAUGAAAUGCAGACACAAAAGGCGACCACAACAGAACGAACUAUCAGCCCUGAAGUGGGUUCACACCCGGGCACCCAUUCAGCUCCAACAUCUCCACCAAAUCCUGGGGAAACAUCUUCCAUUCAUAUGAGAGUUCCAGACUUUAGUAGUCAGUCUGCCCCUAAACCAAGCAAGGAUUCUAAGGCAGGUGCUCAGGUACCUAACUAUGAAAAUGUUGUUGGGCCAUCCACUUCCAACUCCACCACAGCUACCAAAGACACCACAGAACUUUCUGAAAAGCAUAAAAUGAACUGGAGAGAUGAAAAGGUCCACAAUCCACUUUCCUCUGAUUCAUCAACGAGCACAAGUGAGUCUUCUUCCUCCUCAUCAGAUCAGGACACAGACACAGAAAGUCCAGUUUGGCAAAGAUCUCAGCACCAUUUCAGCCUCCCAAACUCAUCAUCUUCUGCUAAUAAAUCCCAGAGGAUGAGCUACCCUAGCAUGAAAGAUGGAUAUAAUGAAAGAGGACCUACAGCUGCAUCUCCAAAGGGUGGAUCUUCUAGUGCAUCUCAGUUUGUGGUCAAAAGAAGAGACAGACAACUAUCAGUGCAAGACAGGAAAGAAAUCAGCAGCAGCUACAGUGAGAUGAGUUAUCAUCCCUUCAAAGAACGCUUGGCAGUCCUUGGAAGAUUGCAAAAUGUAGAAGAUCUGCAUCAGCUAGGAGUAAAAAGAGGGGCACAAGUAAGCAUUAUCAGAGGUGCUGCAUCCACUGGGAAAGGAGAACGAAGCAAAACGGCAGAAAGACAAAUCGAGAGAAUCACAAUAGAGCAGCGAAAACACUCCGGCAUAGAAGAAAAAUCAUAUCCUAAAAAUAGCUUUGGCAGUUAUGCCAAGGUCCAUGCAUCAUCAGCAGCUGCAGCAGGACGGAAGAACAUCACAAAGCCAGACAGUCAGAAGACCAGAGCAGGAUUGCCUUUGACAGCCUCAUGUGAGACUCUGGUAGUAAUGAGAAGUUACGGGAAGUGUCCCAAUCCCAUGAACAAAACUGUACCAAGUCCCCAGAAUAGUCCUGCCAGAGGGAAAUCCAAGUCUCCAUCCAAGGCUGGAAAUGCCUCUUCUUGUCCUCGAGGAAUGAAACCAGUUCCGGAGGAGCAACUAAACAUUCAGAAGCAUCAGUCACCCAAACCCACUGCUGGUAAGAAAAAGACUUUUACACAUGUAGACACCUUCCCUCCUCCCCUUCCAUCAAAAUCUGCACUCAGCUCAGCCAAGGCCACUCAGGACAAAAGACCUUCUGUUCCACAGUCCUCUAUUGAACAGAAGGUGAUGCAAGGAAUCCAGGAGAAUGUGCUUAAACUGCAGGUACAGGAUCGAGGACAAGCUGCAGAAACAAAACAGAAAGCAUCCAAUGGGAUUGCGAGUUGGUUUGGGUUGAAGAAAAGCAAGCUUCCUGCCCUGAGUCGCAAACCUGAAAUGUCCAAAAUCAAAUCAAACGCGUCUUCAACGUCCGCUUCUUCAGGAACCAAAGACAUCUUGGGGGACAAGGGAGGGUCCAGGAAAGUAGUGGAAAGUUUAAACAUCUCAAAGCUCAUGGAGAAGGCAGAGGAUUUACGGAAGGCUUUGGAGGACGAAAGGGUUUAUGUGAAAGGAGUCGGAAUUCCGCUGGAUCGUUCAGCGAGAGGGCGUUCGUGUGAAGUUAUUGUGGACCAAACACAAGGGCAGUUAUCUCUGAUGUACACAGGAGUGACCGGGGACAGCUUCAUGCAGCAGCUGCUCAACAGGGUGGAUGAAAGAGGAGCCUCCAGUUUUGGCAUCAUGCACAGGCGUCUUUCCUUCGACUCCAAAAGUUCACAUCCUGUUUUCAGCCAUCAGCAAAGCUUCGUCCGUCAAACCAGGAGCGGAGAGGAGAUAAAAUGUUCAGAAAUGAGUCGAGGUGAUGACGUGACGUCUGACGAGAGCCUGACCGAGUCCGUCAGCUCACAGCACUUUAAAGGCUCCAUGCGCACUCUGGACAGUGGGAUUGGGACGUUUCCGCUUCCCGACUACAUCAACAACGCUGCCGGAAAACUGAACCCUAAACUCCACAGCUCAUGUGUUUCUCACCAAGCAGCACUGAAACCUCGAAAAACACGAACCCUCGAGGGAGGACUGGCAUCUUUAGACGAAGUGAACACUUCUGUUCUCUACACGUCUCCACUAGAGGCCAAGGGGACAAGUGUCCAUCAGUCCAGCACCAUCCAUGAAGACAUUGAUGCCUAUGGUGCUCAUUUCCAAGCCCCGCCCUCUGCAAACUGGGCGUUUCCCAAACCGAGAGGCUCCGAGGGACAGGCGGAGCCACAGAGUCAACAAACACCCAAACAGACUUUGGAUAAAGUUCCUCAGGUUCCUCGUGAUGUGGAACCAAGAAACCUUUCACCAACAGGAGGGCGAAGGGGGAGGAGUCAAAGUCGUGGAGCCCAGGACACGGUGAAAGAUGGAAAGGCAGAAUUAAUGAAGGAACGAAGUGAAGAACUUUUAUCUCCUAACCGGCCUCAAACGUCUGAAACCCCAGAAUCCCUCAGCGACUCUCUGUAUGACAGUUUGUCCUCGUGUGGGAGUCAGGGAUAACGAAGAAAUAAAUAAAAGGAAAAACAUUGUAAAGUGAGAACAUCUCCUGCUGAAGGUCCAAAAGUGAGAACAUCUCCUGCUGAAGGUCCAAAAGUGAGAACAUCUCCUGCUGAAGGUCCAAAAGUGAGAACAUCUCCUGCUGAAGGUCCGAAAGUGAGAACAUCUCCUGCUGAAGGUCCAAAAGCAGGAUCUGAUCCUUCAGCAGCUUUCACACUAACAUCUGACUUCUGAACUGAAAUAAUGAAAAAAUCCGAAGUGAGGAAAAAUAUCAGCUACGUUCUGCACUAAAACACACACACACACACACACACACACACACACACACACACACACACACACACACACACACUCUCUCUCUCUCUCUCUCUCUGGCUGCAUUUACACUUGGCAUUACAAUGUGACCUGUAUAUGGAUGAUGUUCACACAUGCAUUAAAAACACAUCUGAUUGUUAUACGACUUUAAUAUAUUGUAAUACACAUCGUCACCUGGUUCAGUCUGUCUGUGGUGGGCGUGUGCUGAGGGAAGCCACGCCCACGUGUCACCUGGUUCAGUCUGUCUGUGGUGGGCGUGUGCUGAGGGAAGCCACACCCACAUGCCCAGAUGCCACCGCCGCUGCACGUUGCCGUGGUUUCACGACACAAUUAAGCAGUAGAUCACGAAUAGAAUGAAAAGUUUGCUUUUGCAUCUGAAAUGUAAAGUAAACACAUUCAGUGUGUAAAGUAAACACAUUCAGUGUGUAAAGUAAACACAUUCAGUGUGUAAAGUAAACACAUUCAGUGUGUAAAGUAAACACAUUCAGUGUGUAAACACAUUCAGUGUGUAAACACAUUCAGUGUGUAAACACAUUCAGUGUGUAAAGUAAACACAUUCAGUGUGUAAACACAUUCAGUGUGUAAACACAUUCAGUGUGUAAAGUAAACACAUUCAGUGUGUAAACACAUUCAGUGUGUAAAGUAAACACAGUGUCUCAGACCCACAGGCUGCUCUUUACUGCUCCCAUUACACCAGCUCCACCUUCAUGAUGUUUACAACCUCUUCAUCCUUCUCCUUUUAUUAGGUUUGUAAAAAUGUCCUACGACUAAAAAUAGAUUUAAAAAUAAAUAUUUUCAUUUCAGAUCGACUUUGUGGAGACUUAUUUAAAUAUUGUCACGUGAGUGUAAACAUACUGUGUCCUGAUUGGCUGAAGAUGUGACAUAUGAAAGUGACGUGACGUACCGCUAAGUACGGUGACCCAGACGUUCUCUGCAUUUAACCCACACAGCAGUGAACACACACACAGCAGUGAACACACACACAGCAGUGAACACA